AGGCAAGAAUUUCCAGCAAGUUUCGCAGGCAUCUCUGGUAACUUCGCGAUGUAUCCUAUCUUCUGAAACACCAGCCCCACCCGGCUCCUAUUAUCCUAUAUAUAAAUACAUACAUACACACCAACAAACAAUACAUACAAUACACGCAAGAUAUUUCUAUCAAUUUCAAACCAACUACUCAUCAUCUAUAAACGAAGGAAAUCAUAAUCACGAGCUUUCUAUAUUUUGACUAUGGACGCGUUUGGAUCGUUUUUCGAAUCGCAAUCAUCAUCUCGUAACAGUUGGAGUUACGAUUCUCUCAAGAAUUUCCGUCAAAUCUCUCCCACCGUUCAAAAUCAUCUCAAACAGGUUUAUCUUUCACUAUGUUGUGCUCUGAUUGCAUCAGCAGCUGGGGCUUAUCUCCACGUUCUUUGGAAUAUUGGAGGUCUUCUUACAACAGUUGGAUGCAUGGCCGCCAUGGUUUGGUUGCUUUCAACACCUCCUCAUGAAGAGCAAAAGAGGGUUUCGCUUCUGAUGGCAGCUGGAUUACUUGAAGGGGCCUCUAUUGGUCCACUGAUUGACCUGGCUAUUGACUUUGAUCCCAGCAUCCUUGUUGGUGCAUUUGUCGGAACUGCUGUGGCUUUUGCUUGUUUCUCGGCUGCAGCCAUGUUAGCUAGGCGCCGAGAAUACCUCUACUUAGGUGGCCUGCUUUCUUCUGGUGUAUCCAUCCUUUUCUGGUUGCAUUUUGCAUCAUCCAUUUUUGGAGGAUCCCUGGCAAUGUUUAAAUUUGAGUUGUACUUUGGUCUGCUUAUCUUUGUGGGCUACAUGGUAGUUGAUACCCAGGAUAUAAUAGAGAAGGCUCAUUUUGGAGAUUUGGACUAUGUGAAGCACGCACUAACUCUAUUUACUGAUUUUGUUGCUGUCUUUGUUCGCAUCCUUAUUAUCAUGUUGAGGAAUGCAUCUGACAAAGAAGAGAAGAAGAAGAAGAGAAGAAACUGAUAUGGCUGUUGUAGCUCAAAGCUUUUGUAAUGGCAGUGAUAUGUUCUCUUGAUGUUCAUACGUCUCCCCCUCUUCUUUUCCUGUUUUUGUUCUUUUAACAGAAAACAAUUACUGUUGCUGCAUUAUAUAAUGUAGUGUGGCAGUUUGUUAAUCCACAAUCGUAUUAGUCUGUAACUUUCAAAACAGAAAAACAAGCACUGUUGCUGCUGUGUAAUGUAGUGUGGCAAUUUGUUACAUCUA
Molecule: messenger RNA, 1218 nt
Organism: Daucus carota subsp. sativus
Lineage: Eukaryota; Viridiplantae; Streptophyta; Magnoliopsida; Apiales; Apiaceae
Product: bax inhibitor 1
Exons: 6
Coding region: 232-978 (248 amino acids)
Biological process (GO): negative regulation of apoptotic process
Cellular component (GO): membrane
Source: RefSeq, a predicted model, not a curated record